UACUAAUGAAUCACUCGCAGUGCUGGGCAAAGAUCCAUCUAGUGUCCGCCACUCUUCACUGAGAGCAAGUCGGAGCGGAGGCUGACGUUCGCUUUCUUCGGGAAGUCAUGAAGAAUUCAAGUUCAAAAGUGAUAGUCGUCGCCAGGUUGCUCAGUACUCUGGGGAUUAUUUUUUCCCUGUUGACUUUCUGCACCAACUGCUGGCUGCUCGCUACCGAAACCUGUGUACUGCCAAAAAAUGACACAGAACCGGAGUUCAGUCAGGAAGCUCAAGUUGGGACAAAGUUGAAACCUACUCAAACAUUAGAUCAAAUAAAUAAAUUGCCAAAGAAUUCAUGGAAUCAAAGUGGACAUGGAGACCAACUUGAACGGCACAUUCAACAGCGGAGUAUUGCUGAAACAAUGAAAAAAAUUAAAUUUUUUCCUGGAAUGUACAGCUUCUACAGCAAAGCAUCUGCGAAGACUUUUCACUAUGAGGGUUUCUUCUGGAGUUGUGCAAUGAGAGUACGACAUGUUGACGACAGUUUUUCAUCAUAUGUGUUUUAUGAGCACGCUGUUUCAAAAAGCUGUAUAGGAGCUUACCAUCUCCCUUUCCCAACAAGGCUGAACCAGAACAGCUCUGCUUAUGACUCUGCCACUGGUUAUCGCCAUUCCUGGAGUGUGCUGAUCGUGUUGUCUGUACUAACCAUUGGAGUCGGUUUUGGACUCAUUGUUUAUGAAGCCCUCCAAGGACAUGACUCUAUGUACAUACUAGGAGGAGGAUUUUUUCUUUUGGCUGGUACUUUAUCCACAUUUUCCAUUAUUAUGUACAUCUAUUGGAUUCAAGCUCUUGUUGCUGUGAUGGGUCAGAUCAUUGUACCAAAUGAAGCAUGCCUACACCCGAUGGUUAAAGUUCAGUUUGGUUGGUCUUUCAUGGUGGCUCCUGUAGGCACAUUCUUUUCCAUAGUUGCAGGUUUACUUUUCCUUCAGGUUGGAUAUAUUGCUCAAAAGAAAAAAAAGAACAUGUUGUAUUCUUUGCCAAUUGAUAAAGUUGGUGAUGAUGAACUCUGAUUGUAUUUUCAUGCUAUGAUUUCCUAUUUCUUCAAUUUUCUCCCCAUCUCUCCAGAAGUCACAUUCAGUAAAUACCUGCAGCCCUCUUGUCCCUCAUCCCACUCACUAUUGUUUAUAACUGAGCGUAGGAAAUGUUUGCUGAUGAGCUGUUCGCCUGGACUCACUCAGCAUCCAUAUGAGUGCUGUUCUGUGCCUUGCAUGCUGCACUGUAAUCAGAUUGCAGUACCUUGACUUGUUUCCUUCUAUGAGCCCAUGAGCAUGGAAGUAACUUGGUUUGUUUGUAUAGUUUCUGGGCUUACUCAAUGUAGACUGUGUCAAACCUGGGAGUUUCUUAGACUGAAUCAUUCAUGACUAUAUAUUUCGUCUUUGAACACCCGGAAAUCAGCUUUUUAUGACUUUCAAACCUUUUUGAUGUGAAAGCUGUGUCGUAUAUUUGAAAUUAUAUUUUGCUCUCUAAGCUUAAAUUAAUAGAAGACUUUAACCACUCCAACAGAUGCUCUCAACACACAAGACUUUGUAGCUAAAGCAGAGAAGUGGAAAAUGUGCUUUAUAGAAAUAAGCCUUAUUCUCUAUUUAAUUGUGCUUCAUGUAAUCUGGAGUGCCUGACAUUUACAAGGGGCAUUUAGAACACUAAGGCUUUCCGUACAGCAUUAGUGACAUUCUGCACCUUCUUAACCCCCAGAAUGACAAAUUAUAUGUUGCUUCAAUUGUUGCAGCAAAUUAUAAGAACAAAGCUUGGCAUCAAUUAAUAUACAUACAUGGUUUCUCCAGUCUAUUUCCCCCUACUUAUUUUUAAAGUUGGCAUUCAUUUUGUUCUUAUCUGCACACACUUCCUUUCAGCAGCUGCACUGCUCUAUGCUAUCAUCUUUAUUGAUAUUCAUUUGAAUAACAUCAUUCUAUUUUGAGCAUUUAGCAAUGUUCUGAAAAAUAUAAAUUAAUCUAGUGAGAGAGGUGCAGAAUUUAGUUCAAUCACUUGAUGUCACCACUGCUAGUGAAACCAUCAAAACGAAAAUCUUUUACCUUCUGAGUGAUUGACAACUAAGCAGUAAGAUUACAGAAAAAAAUUUCAUCUAAUAAAGUAAUCUAAUAAAAAAACCUCAUCAAAGUAACUAAUAAAAUCCAAAAAUACCAUUGAUAUUCUUAAACUAGUGCAGCUUUGCCGUUGUGGAUGUAAGAAUAUCUUCACCAAUCCUGUUAUUGCAGUGGAAAGCUACAUUUGAAGAGAGUUGGAAGUUUGGCUAAGCGAUUUUAUUCAAUGUUGUCUACAGAAGCAUUUGCAUAAUGAGUGGCUCUGAUAUACUAUUAGUAAGCAAUGUCCCAUUGCAAUAUUCUGCAAUUACUAUAUACUCUUCUAACAAUGGCAGUAACUGAUUUAUCCAGCCUUGAGUUAUGAUCAUACAGCACAGAAGCAGGUACUCUUGGCCCAGCUUGUCCAUGCCGACUGUGAUGCCUGUCCAUACCAAUCCCAUUUUCCUGCAUUUAGCCCCUAUCCUCUAUGCCUUUCCUAUCUAACUAUCUGUCCAAACGCUGUUUAAACAUUGUAACUGUAUCUGCCUCCACCAGUUUCUCUGGCAGCUCAUUCCGGAUAACUACCACCCAUUGUAUGAAUACUUACCCCUCAAGUUUUCUUUAAGUUUCUCUCUUCUUACUUUAAAACUGUACCCUCUAGUUCUAGACUCCCCUGCCAUGGGAAAGGACCCUGGCUGCCUGUCCUUUCUUUUCCUUUCUUAAUUUCAUAAACCCCUUUAAGGUCACUCCUCCCUCAGCCUCCUAAGUUCCAGUGAGAAUAAACCCAGCUGAUCCAAUCUCUCCACUCUCUGUGUUGCUUCCUCAUCCUUCCUAUAUGCAAUACUCUAAGUGCUGUCUAAUCAAUGUUUUGUAGAGCUGCAACAUAACAUCCCAACUCUGAUAUUCAGUGCCUUGGCUUAUGAAGGCAAGCAUACCAAAUGCCUUCUUCACUACCCUAUCCACCUUUCAGUGAGCUAUGGGUUUGCACCAUAAGGUCCCUCUGUUCAUCAACACUCCUAAGGUCCCUGCCAUUUAUCUGGAUGCCCUACCAGAAUUUGACUUCCCAAAAUGCAUUACCACACACUUGUCUGGAUUAAAUUCCAUUUUCCCUCACUAUGUCCUGCUGUAUCCUUGGACAACUUUCUUUCUAUCCAUGACUCCAGUAAUGUUUGUGCCAUCUGCAAACUUAAUAAUCAGACCACCUGCAUCUGCAUCCGAGUAUAUUAUAAACAGCAAAGGUCCUAGCACCAAUCUCUAUGUUACAGCACUUGUUACAGAGUUACAGUCAGAAAAACACUCAUCCACCACUAUACUCUGCCUCCUAUCAUAAGCCAACUUUGUCAACAUGCCUCAGAUCCCUUGUGCCUUAACCUUCUGGACCAACCCACCAUGUGAGACCUUGCCAAAGGCCUUACUGAAGUCUCUGUAAACCAUGUCUGCUGUGUUGUCUUCAUCAAUUUUCUUAGCUACCUCCUCAAAAACUCAAUCAGAUUUAUGAGUGACGACCUCCCCUGCACAAAGCCACGCUAACUCAUAAUGACUCCCACCUUUCCAAGUGAACAUAAACCCUGUUCCUCAGAAACUUCUCCAAGAACUUCUCUAUCACUGAUGGAAGGCUUACUGGCCUGUAGUUUCCAGGCUUAUCCCUACUGCUUUUUUUGAAUAAAGGACCGACUUUAGCUAUCCCCCAGUCUUCUGGGUACCUCACCCAUGGCUGAUAAAAAUGCAAAGAUCAGAGCCCCAGCAAUCUCCUUUCUUGCUUCUCUCAGCAUCCUGAGUUAGAUUCUCUCAGGCCCUGGGGAUUCAUCCAUCAUAAUGUGCUCCACUACUUUUAGCAGUUCGUCCUUCCUAAUAAUGACAUACUCCAGAAUAUCAAUGUACCACUCUUUAACUCCACAUCCUUCUUCCUGGUGAAUACAGAUGAGACGUAUUCAUUUACGACCUGGCUCAUAUCCCCUGGUUCCACACAUAGAUUACAUCUUUGGUCCCUGUGAGGACCUACACUUUCCUUACCUACUCUCUUGCUUCUAGUAUACAGUACUUGUAAAAGGUUUUAGGAUCUUCCUUAAUCCUGCUUACCAAGAUCAUUUCAUUGUCUCUUUUUGUCCUCUUAAUUUCUUUCUUAAGUUCUCUCCUGUAUCCCCUGUGAACCUACUUCAGCCAGUUUCUGACUUAUCAGAUCAAAUUCUUAUUGUUGAAUUUCUUUGCACUCUCAUCCAAUGUGUGCUUUCUAGAUAGUCAAGAUUGCAAGUUUGGGUAUUGUUAUCAAGUAACUUUGACCUGCUACGUUGGUUGUAGAUCCCUUUGUCUUGCCUAUAGCAGAUUGCUUCUGCUGUUUGGCAUGCAUAGAGUUCAGUUUUGUAUUAUUAACUGGUUGCUUUCUAAUUUUUUUGGGGGGGAGGGUCAAGGAGAGCAAAAGCACUCCUUGUCCUUACUCCCCUUCAAUCUGACUCUUCAGGCAGAAAAACUACAGCACCAUUCCCACACAAUGGUCACGUUCCAGUUACGUGCACAUGUACAGGAACAUCCUCUCAGCUUGGAGACGGUGCAUUAUUGUUAUGACUUUCUGCCAAGUGAGAUAAGCUCAAACCCAGAGCAAUGAGUUCCUGAUUUCCAAAGACAGGAGAUCUGGCUGUUUUAAAUGGCAUCAGACCACAUUCCUGAGCCCAGAGAAUUAAAUUGUUCCCUUGAGUUUCAUUUUCACUAAUCCAGUUUCUUGUGAAGUUGGUUUAAUCUUUGUUUGAAGUAAACUCAUUCAUGGCUCUAUUUUAGUAAAAUUGUUAAGACACACUGAUUCUGAGAAUUACAGUCAGCACUGAAAGCAGACAAAAGCUGAUGUUAAUUUAAACACAGGAGUAAAGGUAGCCAGAAGAAAACCUUGUACCCAUGCCACAAAAUUGUGAUUGCUUAUGCAUCCCUGUUGAUAGAAUCUCUGCCCAACCGAUAUCUGUGUGACCCUAAGGAAGAUGUGAAAAAGUAAAUUGAAAAUCUAAGGCAAUUUAGGAAUAAAGAUUGGGAAACUUCUCUCUGCCUCACUUCAGUAAACCCACUAGUCCAGAAGCCCACUCCGGCUUUAUAAUUUUAUUCUGUGUGAGAUGAUCACUUCUCCAAUCAGAAAUGGAGCUCACUUGAUUACCUUAUUCAAACAUUAUUUUAAUAAUUGCCAGAAUUAACAAUCUGUUUCAUCAGCUGCAAACCAACAUUGUUUUUAAAAUUAGCAUUUUGCUUGUUCACUUCCUGUUUCCUAUUUUCCCUCAGUGUCAAUACUUACCCUUCCUUCAUCCAAAAUGUCCAGUUGCAUCUCCACCCAGGUGGGUAAGUCUUCCUAUUGCUGUUACAUGGCAUCAGAAGCUGUGAUCCUUCCAUGAGUUUGAUACCAUGCACAUGAAUACGACAGUACAAUUGGUGGUGUGAUAUUGGAGCAGGAUCAUGACUAGGUUCAAACACUUUGACCCACCAGGAGAUGGGUCAAAGGUAAGGAGUAAUCUGCUCUCCUGUGUAUCCAGUGAAACUGCUCUCCCCUCCUCUCCCUCACUUGCCUAUCGUUAUCUCUUACCUGCAUCUACCUAUCACCACCUUGUGCCGAGCCCGCCUCCCCUCUUUUGUCCACCUAUCACUGUUCUGCUUUUCCCUCUGAUAUACAGGGCUUCCCCUUUCCCUAUCUUCAGUCCUGAAAAAGGGUCCUGACCUGAAAUGUUGACCGCCUGCUUUUCUCCAUGGAUGCUGGCUGGCCUGCUGAGUUCCUCCAGCAUCAUAGUGUUUUUCAUCUAGAUAUUCCAGCAUCUGCAGUCCUUUGUUUCUCAUGACUUGGUUCAAUGGAGUAGCAGAUUAAUGAUUAAAGGCACGAGAGGUAAAAGGCCAAUAUUUGGGACCAGGGAUUGCAAUUGAAGUUAGAAAGCGGGGGAGAUUAUGACCUUGAAUAGUAAAAUAGUUGGUACAAGCUGAAAGGCUGGGGUCUGGAAAGCCUCCCACAUAGGAAAUCCAGGCAUAAUAUGUUGGGGCAGAAUAAACAGUUGGGAGGUAAAAAAAAUGCCCCAAAUCCACAUUGGAAUGAAAAGAAGGUCAGUGCACGAGAUGAGGAGUUCUGGUACACAUAUCAACAACGUUAAAUUAAAGGGCAUCUUGUUGCUAGAAAAAAGGGAAAUUCAAAGCUAAUUAGCAGACAAAAAUUUGAGUGAAAUGUAUUGCAAUUUAAAAUAUGUAACUUAUUUUAAGGAGUAAAUUAAUUUAACAUAAUUCUGUCUUCAUUUCCAAAAACACCUUAGUAAAUGAGACAUUCAUUAUGCAGUACUACAAGAUCUGAUUGCUAAGGGCGCCUUGUGGUUUUGGCAUUAGGCCAGCAACACAAAGCCAACAAAACAAGAGACUUCCUCUGUUAUAUGUGGAAUGGAAUUGAAUGAAUCUAUUAAUUUGUGGAUAGGCACCAAAAAGAGGAGAGAAAAACUGUAACUCUUGUUAAAAAAUCAGCUCUUCCAUUCAUGCACUUCAAUGAUGGAAACCUGCUUGGGGUUAAACUGCUUGUAAAUAAAUGUCCCUUUCCAAUAAAAUUAGUAGACUAAAUUGUAUUAUCAUUUCUUGUAGAUCUACCAGGCUAAUAAAUGUGGAAAUUCAUGGAGCAAUUCCACUGCAAGUAAUGGUAUAAGUCAUGUUUUUGUGGACAGGUCAUUUUAUAAAAUGUUUCUGCUAUGAAUGAAUCUUUUUUGUAUUUUGCCUUCAUUGUGAAUAGAUUUGCUUCAGUUGAUUUUAAAAAGUCUUUCAAAUGUUGCUUUGAUUCAAUGGCAUAGGGCAUUUCAUUUAUAUGUGGUCAUCUAAAUCUGUGCUGCACAUCUGUGACGGGUUGUUUGUGGAAUGGGUCUGUGUCACACAAAGUGCUGUCGCAGGAGCCCAUUGGCUGCCUUGCCAUAUGGGGUUUUCAACACCUUGCACAAAUUGCCAUCACUGCCACAACUCCUUUAAGGGAGCAGCUGGUAUGUUGUCUGGCAGAAUUGGGAGGGUGCUUUGGUUGUAUGCAGGAGGAAGGGCAAUUCACCCUGUGAAUGUCAUGCCCAUGUCUUUGGGGGAGGAGGGGUGCAGGGGGGUACCAGAUGCAGAGGGACCAGAAACAGAGGGAUCAUUAUCCUGCCUGGUCCGAUAUUCUGGGCGUGAGUCUAGAUCAAGGUCCAUAUCCAGCUGUAGAUGCAGAUGUGCUGUACAAAUGGGUAUAUAUCUGAUACAGUAUAACACUGCAUUCAUGACACCAGUGGGCACAGGUCUCUUGCUGUAUGCCACUGGGGUACAGUACUGGUGAGCACAGAUCUGCCUCCAUAUAACAUGGGUACAGUACUGGUGGACAAAUGUUUGCAACUGAAUAAUACUGGGACACCAUACAGUGGGCACAGUCUGUCAAUAUAUACACAGAUCCCAUACUGGUGGACACAGGUCUAUCACUGUAUAACAUUGGGACAGUACUGAUAGGCAUUGUGUAACACUGAGGUACAGUACUGGUGAGCACAGGUCUGUCUCUGUAUAAUAUGGAUACAUUAUCGGUGGGUACAGGCUUAUCAUUGUAUCACACUAGGGUACAGUUGUGUUGGCACAGAUCUGUCGCUGUGUAAGAUUGGGGUACAGUAUUUAUGGGCAGAGGUCUGUCAUUUGUACAACACUGACUGUUGCCACCUUCUCACCAGCAUUAACUGCAAUGUUUUGUAAAGCUGGGACAGGCACUGAGGGCUGUAAGAGUUUACAUUACAUGCCCACUAGGUCCUCCAUCCCAGGUCUUGUUAGAGGCAGGCAUGUGUACAUGAACGUGACAUAUGCUGGUUAUUCAGGGAGAAAGGAAGAAACCUACUUCCUAUCUUCAUGAAAUGUGUGAUGUUUGGCUUCAGAAAGAUGUGAACACCCAGAUUUGUAAUCCAAAACACUACAUUUUUAUGCAUUUUUCUUAAUUGAUUGGCAAAAUGAAAUGUGUUUUUCAUAAGCAUCCCUUGGAAGUGACUGGACUGUAAAUCUGACCCCUUCCACAAAAAAGUUGUAUAUUACUGAUGUGGAUUAUGAAUUAAUUUUUGUGCAUUAAUAUCUGUUGGUGAAAAUCUCAAAUGUAUACAGAAAUCUGUUUAAAGUUUAAUUUCACAAUAAAGUCUGGAAAAGAUAA
Messenger RNA from Pristis pectinata (smalltooth sawfish), 8187 nucleotides. RefSeq names its product transmembrane protein 182-like. The transcript is spliced from 6 exons. Bases 108 to 1049 code for a protein of 313 amino acids. NCBI's taxonomy places the organism in Eukaryota, Metazoa, Chordata, Chondrichthyes, Rhinopristiformes, Pristidae. Gene Ontology annotation, cellular component: membrane. The record is from RefSeq and is a predicted model, not a curated record.